Schistosoma haematobium is the source of this 2371-nucleotide messenger RNA. RefSeq lists its product as uncharacterized. The coding region runs from base 738 to 1508 and encodes 256 amino acids. The record is from RefSeq and is a predicted model, not a curated record. Lineage: Eukaryota; Metazoa; Platyhelminthes; Trematoda; Strigeidida; Schistosomatidae. The transcript has 2 exons.
UUUGUAUUGGCUGGAAUUGUGCAUUAUUUGAUAGUGAAUUGAGGCACUCUUCCAGAAUUGAAAACACUCUGUGUUAUAAAGCGACUAAGUAUUAUCUUUUGAACGAAUCUGUGCGUGGUCUAUCCAGACAGGAUAGAACAGAAUUUAUUUGUUGUGAUUGGUAAUUUUCUCGUAUCCUUUAUCAACUUCCUUAUUUAUUGUAAUUUAGAUUUGAUUAAUGGAACAAUUAUUGGUAGGAUAGCUGGGUGGUCAUAUUUGUUUAGGUAACAGUGUACAUUUAAAUUUAUGAUGAAUAUAAGAACCGUCAUGAUAGUGAAUCUAGUUGUGAUUUAAUGGCAGAUGACGUAGAAAAUCUUAGUUUAGAUGCGGAGCAAGGGAAGAACGUUAUGCCCAUAGUUCCUUUCGUAGGUCUAGAGUUACCAAACGUUGAACUAAGUUAUUUCGACGGACAACCAAGAGGUUACUGGAAGUUUUUAAAAGAGUUUGAAACCUAUGUAGAAUCAAGGGUUACGGAUGAUAGUCAACGCCUGCUUUAUUUGAUACAUUAUUGUAGGGGUAGAGCAAAAACAGCCAUUGAGGGGUGUGCUAUGUUGGAUGCCUCUGCUGGUUACAAGAAGGUCGAGGAAAUUCUAAAACGGUUGUUUGGACAGGCACCUGUAAUUGCUCGAGAAACUUAAGAAGACUUAUUCAAAGCUGCAAAUGUUGAUCCGGAGCAGCUGUCAAACCUAGCUAUAAGAAUGGAAAACUGUUCCAUGGUCUUGAAACAGAUGAAGUAUACAGCCGAUUUAAAUUCUUUAGUUACUUUAGAGAGAAUAGUAAGGCUUUUACCUCAAUCUAUGCAAGCUCAGUGGGGGGACUUGGUGGAUAAAUUGACUGAAGACGAUAGAGAACCAACGUUUGACGAGCUCACUCAGUUUGUGGCAUCUCGUACGAGAGUAGCUAGCUGUAGAUUUGGACGAUUGGCGAACCGUUCAAGAAAGGGACAUAACAUAAAGACGAAUUGUCACUUGCAAUCGGGGCAAUGGGAUAGUUCGACAGUAAGAACUAAAUGCAGUGUGUGUUCCGACGAUUACGCUGUUUACAAAUACCCGGAAUUUAGGAAAAGAAUUGUUAAUCAUAUUAGCAAGGUACAAACGUUAGGGGAACCAUCUGAAUUUCAAGUGACCUCUCAUCCUUACGGUGUCACGUCAUCGCCGUUUUGUGCGGACUUUGCUAUGAAUAAUACAGCUCAAACAUUCUCUGACGGUUAUGAUCGUUAUGUCGUGGAUGCUGUCAAGAACAAUUUCUAUGUUGAUGAUUGUAUGAUAUCCUUUUCUACUUGUGAUCCGGCAAAGGAGUUUGUUAAGCAGAUAAUUGAGUUAUUACGUAGAGGAGGUUUUAAAUUGAAGAAAUGGAUUACCAACUUGGAAAAAGUAAGGACUAUCUUGCCUGAUGUAUGUAAAGAAGAAUCUUUGAUAGAAAUGUCGACGAGUUACGAUACCGCUCAUCGAACUCUAGGUGUAGAAUGAGAUUUCAGACGAGAUGUAUUUAAGUUUUACUUUGAUGCACCGGAAAGGCCUUUGACGAGCAGAGGGAUUCUAUCUGUUGUUUUAAAACAGAAAAAAAUUUUCUGUUCGAUCUCUUGGUUCUAAUUGCUCCAGUCUACCUCUUGCGAAAAUUAUGUAAAUCCCAAAUAGGCUGGGAUCAGCUUCUCAGUGAGCCAUACAUGUCCACGUGGCUAGAUUGUGAUGCGAGAAAAUUACCAAUCACAACAAAUAAAUUCUGUUCUAUUUUGUCUGGAUAGACCACGCACAGACUCGUUCAAAAGAUAAUACUUAGUUGCUUUAUAACACAGAGUGUUUUCAAUUCUGGAAGAGUGCCUCAAUUCACUAUCAAAUAAUGCACAAUUCCAGCCAAUACAAAGCAACACAGUCAAAAGAAGGAACAAACCAAUAAGGCUGCCGCCAAGACUAAGUAACAAGUAAAACAACAUAAAUGGCGUUCAGGAAGAAACACGUAAACUUAGUGAAGGCGUAAGAAAAAUAAAAACUACAACAGGAUACAAAUAGUAACAACUCAAAUGAAAUCGAAAAGACUAACAAUGUACGAUUAAAGGAAACCAAAGGAACAAACUGCAAGUGUAUACAUGGAGGGAUUUUCACACACGGAACACUCAAAAUGGGUUUUACACUGUGUUCGAAUCCUGAUUGCGUGGUUGUGGAUGCGCGUCGGUGGUUUUCAAUGGUGUCUUGGUAUGAAUCAAUUUAUGAUCUUAAUCAAUAGCCCGUGACAUGUACUUAAUCAUCAGACUAUUGAGUUGGAAUGCAAUGUUUUACAUUUCUAAUCUCAGUUAAUUCAUGAUAAUUAGAAAUGUUAACAUGUUGGUGUGGUG